Messenger RNA from Rhincodon typus (whale shark), 8631 nucleotides. RefSeq names its product ddb1 and cul4 associated factor 7 (gene dcaf7). Gene Ontology annotation, cellular component: nucleus. Bases 237 to 1106 code for a protein of 289 amino acids. The record is from RefSeq and is a predicted model, not a curated record. The transcript has 5 exons. Gene Ontology annotation, molecular function: protein binding. Lineage: Eukaryota; Metazoa; Chordata; Chondrichthyes; Orectolobiformes; Rhincodontidae.
GGGACAAUGCCGGACUGUGAUUGGUGAAAGAGGCUGUCAGUCAGCGGCCGGUUUCCGUUGUGACUUUGAGCGGUUUAUUGUUGUGGGGCCCGGGUCCAGGGCAGCACGGCGGCGGGGAGAGUGAGAGUGAGCAAGCGAGGCUGGGCCGCGCUGGGCUCCGAGCGCACGGCCUGACAUCGCCAUCCCAAGAUGAGCAUGCACGGCAAGAGGAAGGAGAUUUAUAAGUACGAGGCGCCAUGGACCGUGUACGCCAUGAACUGGAGCGUGCGGCCCGACAAGCGGUUUCGCCUGGCGCUCGGCUCCUUCGUCGAGGAGUACAACAACAAGGUGCAGAUCGUGGGCCUGGACGAGGAGAGCUCCGAGUUCAUCGCCCGCAACACCUUCGACCAUCCGUACCCCACCACCAAGAUCAUGUGGAUCCCCGACACCAAGGGCGUCUACCCCGACCUGCUCGCCACCUCUGGAGACUAUCUACGGGUCUGGAGGGUACUUCCAGCAUAGACACCACUUGUACAAUUUGGGGUCUGGAGACAGGACAGGUCCUCGGCCGAGUCAAUCUGGUCUCUGGUCAUGUGAAAACGCAACUUAUUGCUCAUGAUAAAGAGGUUUAUGACAUUGCAUUCAGCAGGGCAGGAGGUGGUAGAGAUAUGUUUGCCUCUGUGGGUGCAGAUGGUUCAGUGCGGAUGUUUGAUCUUCGACACUUGGAGCACAGCACUAUCAUCUAUGAAGAUCCCCAACACCAUCCAUUGCUUCGCUUGUGUUGGAAUAAGCAAGAUCCCAAUUACCUAGCUACUAUGGCAAUGGAUGGAAUGGAGGUGGUUAUUCUCGACGUUCGUGUGCCCUGCACUCCUGUGGCCCGGCUGAACAAUCACCGAGCAUGUGUGAAUGGCAUUGCUUGGGCUCCACAUUCUUCAUGUCACAUCUGCACUGCAGCGGAUGAUCAUCAGGCACUUAUUUGGGACAUCCAGCAAAUGCCACGUGCCAUUGAAGACCCCAUUUUGGCCUACACAGCAGAAGGAGAAAUCAACAAUGUUCAAUGGGCAUCAACCCAGCCUGACUGGAUAGCCAUUUGCUAUAAUAACUGUCUUGAGAUCUUACGGGUGUAGUCCUGUUGAUCCACACGAGUCAAGGGAGGGAGAUGGGGGCUAUUGUAUGUAUGUGCAGUGUGAAUGAGAUAAAGUUAAGGAUGUUUGUGCAGAUUCUCAGUGUUGUGUUAUUGUAUACAGAGUGCAAUUGGCCCAUUAUGGGUCCAAAGUAACUUUUUUUGGGAUUCCUGAUUCGUUUCUCCUCCCUUACCACCCCCACCCCCACCCCCACCCCGCAAAAAAAAACACAACAUCCUUUAAAAAUACUGCUUAAACCACUUGGUAAUGAAGCUUUUAUUCAAUCGACAAACCCUUUUUCUCAAAGACCAUCUUGUAGCAAUCUUUUUUAAAAUAUCACUAAGUACACAAUUUACAAUUGGGCUAAUAGCAACUGGGAUCAGUCCAGUUUCAGAAGAAUUCUGUUUUCUGAUCCACUGCAAUCAGGGGAGUUACUGAACUCCAGUGUGGUACGUUGUGUCCCUGCAACUGUGAGCUGCCCUUUGUGCUAGGUGUGACAGCAGUUUUUUUCUUUUUUGUGAGGUAAGAACUUGUCCUUUCAGAAAUUAAUAUUGAGAAAUACUUUGGCUUCCUGAAGUAUCUAGAAGAUCUUGUGAUGAGAAUGCUGAGUGAUGCAGUCAGCAGUGAUCAGUGCUUUUUGAGUAUGCACUUCAGUUGACAGUUUGUAACCCUGAUUCUGCCCCAGCAUCAGAAAUGCCCAUCUCCAUUCAUCUGCCUUCAUGAGCAUUCUGAAUACGCCUGGCCAACAUUAACAACUGAACGCUACUGACAGCACUUGUGGGAGCAACAUGUGAAACCUGCGGAAUGCUGUUAUUUUUUGUUCAGUUAUGUGUUUUUCUAGGUAAGGCCCCCAGUGCACCUCUGUCUCUUGGUAAUGUAAAUGAGAUGCUAUUCCUGACUUCAGGAAACUGGGAACAUUACAAAGUGAUGGAAUGCGGCUGUAGUUUGGGCAUAGUGCAGUGGUUGUUGCUGGCACUGACUGCUGUUGAGAAUCACCAUUUUACUUUGACUGUGAACUGGCAAAUGUCCUCAACCUGUAGCUUACAUAUUGCUGGUGUGUUCCCCACAUCCAGCCACCUAGUUCUUCCUUCGGCAUGUUUAUAAAAUCACAAAGUGACUUUGGACAGACUGCCUGCAGUUGCUAUGGACCUCUUGUGGCUAUCAGCUUCUAACUUGUACCUUGAUAUAAGCAUUGAAUUUGGAGUAUGUGUUUCCAGUAAAAUUGGAUUAUUGAGUGCUAUUUUUUACUGUUUGUACAAUACAUGCAGCUGUGCUGAAGUGGGAGCUCAUGACUUGAGAGCCAUGCUUUUCCGCACUAGUUGUAUUACACACUAUUUGCAGGCUGGGUCUGGGGGAAUAGUACAAUUUAUUUGGUCUUGACUGCAUUUUUAUCAGCUGAAGCAGCCAAUUAAACAUUGGCAAAAACCACUUCAUGUUAUGACGUGUUACUUCUUGAGGUAAUUGAAACUCAGUAGUGCUUUACAGCAUUCUCUUUGUCAUUCACUAUACAUGCCCAUUCUGCUACUGCCCACCCACACCCUAUCUAUGAAGCAGUGUUUAACAAACAUUGAAUAAUGUUAUUUAAGAGAAUGGACAGAAGAGCAUGCUGUGAUGAGGUACAGUUGAAUUGCAAUAAAAAUAACAAUCCUGCAUAAUGCAGCUCCAAUUCUGCACCAAUGAUUUUCUUGGGUUCUGAUUGUUUGCUUUAUUUGUCUGGUCCCUUGGCUCUCAAUUCCAGGCUUCUUGAUCUCUGUUAAAGGCGAUACAAACCCAGCCUGCUUUCUCAUUUUUUUGAUGGAGGGGAGAGGGUAAUGUGUUUGGUCUUUGCCUUAUGAUCAAUGUGGAUUUAGUGAUCUGAUUUGAGUGUGGAGUUGUAGAGAUAGGGAUGUAUGUGUUUUGACAUUUACAGAAUCACUAGAGUUCUUUCAAACUGCUUUAGAUGUUAAAGCAAGAGUACGGAUGAGGGGAGUACCUUGCAGUUCCAGUUAGUACUUGCUGGGGGUUUCACAGACCAACUUGGUUGGGAAGAAUGUUUAACAUUUGGGUAUCUCAGCAAGUGAGGGGAGAAAAGGUUAUUUCUUGCUGCGUAAAAUUGAGUGAAACCCUCUCCCUAUAGAUUUCCUUUUCCCUUUAAUGGAAAUGCAUCUGUAUUCAGUCAGCCUCUUCUCUUGGUCAGACUGUAGACAGCUGCACUCCUGCAGAGAUGCUAGAUCAUGCAGAACAUUUAUUAAUGCCCCCACAACCCACCACCUUUAUAUAUUGAACUGUGACUUGAUACAGCGAAACAAUUUGGGAGGAUUUUUAGAGGGAGGGGAUAUUGUGCAAUCAGUGGGAAGAAUGGAUGCAUGCUCUAGAUGGGAAAUGAACCACCAGUUUCUAAUCCAGAGCACUUAAAGCAGGUUUGAAGUGGCUGUAAUUUGAGGUUGAGUUCUUGCAGUGGGUGCAUGAUGUUAGUUUCUUAUGACCUGGCUGUGCAAUGAGUUGUGCAGUUCACUGUAGUUGGAAUAUUGGAGUUAAAUUUAUAAUUGUAGAUUCAGGAUUUUUGAACUGUUACUGGGUACCAGUGGUUACAAGUAUCACUACAGCACUGAGCUACAGUACUGGUUAUACAGUCUGUCACUAAGAGGGUCUUUCAUUGCACAUUGGGUAGAGUGCUAGUGGAUUUAUGUGUCACUGGUGAGGGGAGCAAACUGAAUUAAUAAAUAGUAAUAUUGCAAAGUUGAUUUGCACAUUGGAGUCUUUAAAUAUUAUGUAAUAAUAAUUUAUAAAUUCCUCCCAGUGAUGAUACUUGAGACUUAUUGGAUGAGUUGCUGGUAAACUAAUGAGUAGAUGUGGUGUCUUUAUUUUCCAGUUCUUUGGCUGUCAAAAUGUUUAAAUGUCAAUGUUGGUGCCCUCUUGAUCCCAACUGACUGACUGGGAGUACCUGCUAUACAGCCCCUCCCCGACCACUAUUAUUUGAGUUUUUCGAACAUCUGGUAACUUUUUUUUUGUAACUAACUGCCUGACUCAUUUCUAAUUACUACAGCAAUUGUUUGUAGCCACUGGUGGUCAGGGUGGCCAAAUUGGAAAAAUUGAGUUGAGAGGGUUAGUUGUAAAGAUCCUGGGUGUUUGCAUGUCUGAUUCUAUUAGCUUCAAACUGUAGAACGGUCAGGUUUUCAAUUUAAUUGGCGCAAUGGAAUUCUCGCAUUUUGUUAAAGUGACCAAACAGUGUGAUCUAUUGCCACCCACUGGUAAAUGGGCUGUAAUGUAAAUCCAUUUCUGCUUAAAAAUACAUGGUUUGCAUUGAAACCCAGGCUCCUCACUAUGUUGUAGAAGUGAAUAAUAUAGGUGAAAUGAUGACAUAAAAUCAGGUCCAAGCCCCAACACGUGCUGAAAUAACCCCAAUCAAUUUGGCACAUUAUUUGAGGAAUAUUGUGCUCAAUCUUUUGGCUUGUUGAUGUGUUCCCCUUCCUGUCCAGUUUUGAGCUGGUUUCUCCAUUUUUGAGUGUGGGAUAAUUGUUCACUACGUGAAAACCUGAGAAAAUAAUGUCUGUUUAAAUGGUUUUGUAUGUGCGAGAUUCUGUUUGACUAAUGUAACCUUUUUUAAUUUGUUGGCUUUUAGUAAAAAGGUGCCCAGUUUGCUUGCUAGGCUACGAUACUGCUUGGUGACUCUUGUCCUUUGAGCUGUUGUACAUGCUCAAAGUGCCACAUCUUCAGUAAUGAGUCUUUCCACUGUAAAUGUAGUGUACCUCUUUACCUGUCUGAUUCUGCUGUACAAAAAUGAAAAUGGUAAUUUUACACUAGUCUCUUUUCUACAGCAUAUGCUGCAAACUUCUGUUUGUGGUCCAAGAAAAGCUGACAACACUGAUACUCUUUUUUUAAAAAGAUCAUGGUGGGAAAAAGAUCCAAGAUUUUCUCGUGAUAUGAUAAAAUCAUCACGGCAAGACAGAAUGCUGUAUGCCAGAUUCACUGAUCUCUGUCAAAUACAGUUAUUGGCUUAGAGUCCCCUUAUGCUGAAGAAUUUCUGGUUGUGGCACUGAUUAUGGUUUACUCUGGGUUCACAUUAGGAAUUGGAAAUUAGUUAAGAAAUUGGUUAGAAAGCAGAUUUUGUACCUGAACUCAUUUCCCAUAUUUGGAAGUUCUCUAAAUUGGACUGUAUACCAUCACUACUCAAUUUAUAACUAGCUCAUUCAUUCACCUAAUACAGCCACGUGGUGCCAUUUCUUGCACUGUAUGCCCAAUUAGCACAUACACUGGACAGCAUUUUUGUCAACUGGUUUAUAUUUCUCUGUCUCUAGUACUGAAGUUCUUCACAAAUGUUCUAGAAUAACAUUAGCUUAGAUAUGGAUGGUUCACUUCAUCACAAUCAAUAUCAACACAAGGAUGUCAUAUAGCUUAAAUAGUGUAAAACACUCUUUUAUAUAAUUAUAGAUUCUGACAGUGGUAACUUUGUCAUGAGCGAUGUAUGACGUGGGCUACAAUGCAAAUGGUUACUUUGUUGAUAGCAAAAGGAAUGGAAAUGAUAAAUUGUGUAUGUUUAUUAAUAUUGUCGUUCCUCAGUAUUUUAAGUAAAUUUGAGAUAAUACGUUAUAGAAGGUGGCAGCUCUGUAGCUGAUCUAGAUUGAGAUGUGGGAUCAUAGUAAUUGUAUCAAAGCUUCAUCACCCCCUUUCCCAACCCCCACUUACAAGCUGUCCCUAGUAACUCCCCCCUCCCCCACAAGAGCAAGAAUUAACCUUUGCUGUGGUUUGCCACAAGUUGCCCUCAGCUAGUUUAUGGCACAUGGGUUUCUUAUGGAGUUUGUUUCCACACACAGCUUGGAGUUUUCACAAAGAUUUAUUUAAGUAAUACAAGGUUAGUUUGCUGUUGAGUGUGUUCCUUUCUGCAUGGCUCAACUUACUUUAAACUUCUGGUGACAUUCAAAGAAGUUCAUUUUAAAAAAAUAUUACUGUAAACUCUGAACAAGUGGGCUCCAGAGCAUCAGUGAGCCCUUGUAUUUUAUAACUGACUGCUGUUGGAUAUGAGGUUUUAAUUUCUGGGGUUUGUUUAUUCUACAGCUACUCCAUACAUCGCUGGUUCAUUGCUCGGUCCCUACCUUGAUGUAUGAGGUGCUAACGUGAAGCAUUGCAGACUGGAUACAGUCACUGCCACAGUACUUGUUUUAGGGCCCAUGUUUCCAAAGCCUGUUGCUGUGUAUUAAGUCAUUAAUUUGUACAGUAUGUUUUAAAUGCUGGUUAAGUAUCUGCUAUGUGUUCCUGGUAUUUGGAAGGAGGGACAUGUGGUCUGAUUCUGGUCCCUGUACAUUACACUGCAUACCUGAUUCUUACGGGAGCAGCAUGUGAUUCACCAUUGUGUUUACAUUUUGCGUUGUCACUAUGACAACAUCAGUGUAAUGGAUUUUAGUGAAGUCUAACAGGGGCAGCUGAGAGUUUUGGGAUGUGAUGCUGCAAAUAUAGUUUCUUCACUCGGAUUCAACAAAGGCCAGUUGUGCUUACAUUAUUAUUAGUCCCUGCUGACCUGGGCUGUAUUGGGAGUGCGGGUAUUUGCAACUGGACAUAGGAUUAAUUGGUGCUGGAGACAGUUCUAGGGAAUGAAUCAAACGAAGAUUGUAUGAUAUUGGAAUGUGAGAUUUCUUGGUGUUUUUAUUACUCCAUUGUGUAAUGCUCCAAAGUGCUUAAAGAUUUUUUUGGGAGAAUACUUCUACUUCUACUUUGGUCUAAUUUGACUGGAGUCGGCACCUACAGGGAAGGUUUGUAAUGUUGACAAGUGGAAGAAUGAAUUCAAUCUGUUGUUUUCCCAUAUGGAGGCAGAGUACAGUCUUUGUUUUUUGUACGUAGCGCAAACUUCCCUCCGAUAUCUCAUCCAGGAGAUCAUCACUUGGGUCCGUAUGGGAUGUGUCAGCAGGCUGUUUGGCCAAAGGCACUGUAGCUGAGGUUUAUCCCAUCCUUGCACUUUCCUGGGAGCAGGGUGCUCAAUUAUUGAUCAGCAAUAGAAAUUUGACCCAAAUCCACCACUCCCCACCCUAUUUGAACUGAACUUAAUUGAAGCACUUGCUGUGCUGACUGAGAUCAGUAAUUUGUAGAAACUACACACUGAGCUUGGCUCAGGCUUAUGUCUCUGACAUGUAACAGGUUCUUUAUCCACUGGAAGAGGCAAGUGUGUUGAUGUAAUUUAACCCUUGCUUGUUUGCUGCAGGCAUCACACUUGGCCAUUAACCAAUUGCUGCCCUAGAUGACUCUGUAUUAAAUGUGUGCUCACUCCAGAAAUUCACUGUUAAACAUUAAGCACACUGGUUUCGCUCUGACAGGCCCCAUCUUUGGUGCGCAGUGGUUGUAGUUUUAGGCAAUAUGUGUCAGUGAAUGCUGAUAGCCUCUGUGCUUAACAACCCGCUUCUGAAUUCUGUGGCUUAAAGGUAAUGUCUUAGCUGCUGUCCGCUGAUCUUUGUUAUUCUUUGUUCCAUCAGAUUCCAGACUUGAUCGUGUAGCACAACCUGAGUUUGUUUACUUCAGUUGACAGUAUUUCUAGAUGUAUGUGCCAGUGAGGUGUGUAUAGUAUUAGUUCAUGCUGCUUAGAAAGUGCAAAGCACAGAUUCUGGUUUGGAAAGAGAGAUUCAGUCAUUAAAGGCUGCCAGACAUUUUUGUGUUCAGUCUGAUUGAAGUAGAUUGGGGUGGAAAGUGGAGUGUAUGGUCGUAAAUUUCAAAAGGGUUAAGCAUCUGGUAUGGUUCCCCUAAACACAACAGCCCCUUUCUUGAACACAGAAUCUGCAGCAUUUUAUUUGUAACCUAGCAGUCACUGGUCCUCAACUAAACAGCCCACUACAAACCAGAUUGUCGAGUUCCCCGUUACAAGGGACCGUCACUUUAUUCACUUAAUUAAAGCUUUUUUUUGCUGAAGCUGUUAAUGUAAAAUCCCAUCUUGCACGUUGCUUCCCCCUCGUUUUUUUAAAUUAUUCCGGUCCAUGCAAUAUCUCUGAUAUUUUAGUCUUCUGAAGGUUUGUUGUAGUGUAACUAAGUGCCCAUCCCCCUCCUCCAUUUUAAACCUCUUGCCUGGCAGCUUGGUUUUGAGAGUAGCUGCCAUGUUUUUUUUUUGAAUAGUUAGUUCAGAUGCUGUACGUCAGACUGAAGCAGGAAUCUUUUUAAAUUCCUCCCGUUUUGAUUUUUUUUUAAAGAACACAAUGCAUCUUUGGAAUUACACGAGCUGAACGUGUUCAUGCGGCAUUGUUUUCUCGGCUAUUUACCGAGGAGUUUGUCCUAGCACUUUCGGCUGGUGCCCCGAGGUGUAAUUGCAAGGCCAUUGCAUUUAAUGUUGGAAGGAGAAACCAUCUUAUGUUGAAGAAACGAUUUGUCAUUAAUUUAAAGUCUUCAAAUUUUUGAAUGUCCAUUUACCCUGUAAAUGGCACUUUUAAUAUUUAUAUUGUGCGAUUUUUGUCCGGUUUCUGUUCAUUAAUGAAUGCAUAGCUGAAUGCUUUCUUAGAACUGUAGAAUGUUUGUUUUUGUUUACAAUGGAAUAUAUAAUAUGUUAACUUUUUCUUAAUAAAAUUAUUGAAGCGUG